AUGGUGGUAAAGCACCAGGAGGAAUUGGCCCAGGGGGAGUUGGACCAGGAGGUGUUGGGCCAGGUGGAGUUGGUCCAGGUGGAGUUGGAACAGGAGGAUUUGGACCGGGGGGUGUUGGGCCGGGUGGAGCUGGAACAGGAGGAUUUGGACCAGGAGGUGUUGGACCAGGUGGAGUUGGACCAGGAGGUGUUGGACCAGGUGGAAUUGGACCGGGAGGUGUUUGGCCAGGUGGAGUUGGACCAGGAGGUUUCAGUCCUGGCAUCUUUGGUCCUGGAACUGCUGGACAGGGAGUUGGACCUGGAGGUAUUGUGGCUGGUGGAAAACCUCCAAAAACAGGUAAUUUUCUUGGUAUCUUACUUACCUCUAGGUGGAGUCGUGUCAGGUGGUUUUGGACCAGGGGGUGUUGGACCAGGUGGAUUUGGACCAGGAGGUGUUGGAACGGGAGGUGUUGGAACGGGAGGAUUUGGACAGGGAGGUGUUGGACCUGGUGGAGUUGGACCGGGAGGAUUUGGACCGGGAGGUGUUGGACCAGGAGGUGUUGGACCAGGAGGUUUCAGGCCUGGCAUCUUUGGUCCUGGAACUGCUGGACAGGGAGUUGGACCUGGAGGUGGAAAACCUCCAAAAACAGGUGGAGUCGUGUCAGGUGGUUUUGGACCAGGGGGUGUUGGACCAGGAGGAUUUGGACCAGGUGGAGUUGGAACAGGAGGAUUUGGACCAGGAGGUGUUGGACCAGGUGGAGUUGGACCGGGAGGAUUUGGACCGGGAGGAUUUGGACCGGGGGGUGUUGGACCAGGGGGUGUUGGACCAGGAGGUUUCAGUCCUGGUAUCUUUGGCCCUGGAACUGCUGGACAGGGAGUUGGACCUGGAGGUAUUGUGGCUGGUGGAAAACCUCCAAAAACAGGUGGUGCAGGAGUUGGACCUGGCGGUGCUGGAUUUGGACCUGGUGGCGCAGGGGUUGGGCCUGGUGGUGCUGGAUUUGGACCUGGCGGCACAGGAUUUGGGCCUGGUGGUGCUGGAUUUGGACCUGGCGGUGCUGGAUUUGGACCUGGUCGUGCGGGAGUAGGACCUGGCGGUGCGGGAUUUGGACCUGGCGGUGCGGGAUUUGGACCUGGCGGUGCAGGGGUUGGGCCCGGUGGUGCUGGAUUUGGACCUGGUGGUGCAGGAUUUGGACCUGGCGGCGCAGGGGUUGGGCCCGGUGGUGCUGGAUUUGGACCUGGUGGUGCAGGAGUAGGACCUGGCGGUGCUGGAUUUGGGCCUGGUGGUGCGGGAGUUGGACCUAUUGGAGCGCUGCCACAGAUUGGCACUCCUGGGGCAGGAAAGACCAGUGGCAAAGCAUCAAAACAAGUUCCAGGAGUUGGAAUCCCUGGACUCUAUCAAGGUGGAUUUGUACCAGGCCAAGGUUUCGGGGGCCGGGGUGUUCUCCCUGGAGUGGCCAUAGGAUCUGGUCUUGGGACUCAGACUGGGGCUGGAGCAUUUGGACAAGGAGGUGUUGGACCAGGUGGAGCAGGUGGAGCAGGUGGAGCAGGCAAUGGGCGUGGACAGCUGCUACCUGGAGUUUUUCGUGGUUAUCCUCUCAUAUCACCAAAAUCAGGGGCAGGGAAAUUGAUGAAUCCAGCAAAAGCUGCAGCUAAAUAUGCUGGAGCUGGAGGAGGUGCGCUUGGUCAAGGAGGUGCUUUAGUGGGUGGAAAUGGCGGACUUCCUGGAGGAGGGCCAGGAGUUGGACCUGGAUUUGGAGACGUGGUAAGUGGAGUACUUGCAAGUCUAGGAGCAGGUACUGGAGCAGUCAGGCCUGGUGUUGCUGGUACAGGCUUUGGACCAGGUGGUGCUGGUACUGGCUUUGGACCAGGUGGCGUUGGACCUGGUGGUGCUGGCUAUGGACCUGGAGAUCAUGCUGCUGCCAAAGCCCGCAAAUAUGGGCUUUCUGGAAGAUAUGGUGGUGCAGGGACUGGAGGAGCACUAGGGAAUGGAAGACUAGGAUAUGGACCUGGUGGAUACGGGACUGGAGCUGGGCCUGUACCUGGGACUGGUUAUGGACCAGGUGGCAGCUAUGGUACAGGACCAGGAAUUGGAUAUGGACCAGGCUAUGGUACAGCUGGAUCUAAAGCUGCUAAAUUAGUGCAGCCUGGUGGAGUUGCACCUGCAGCAGGAGCAGGGCCCAGUGUUUCAGUGAAUGGCACCAGCACUGGCAGCAGAGCAGACGCAACACCUAAACCCAGUGGAGGAGUACUUGGAGGCACACCAGUUCCAGCAACAGAAGGUGACGGUGCUACUGGCAGUGUGAUAGAAGGGUCUGGAAUUUCUGGAGAAGGACUCAACGGGACUGAAAUUUCAGGUGGUACACGACCUCCCCCUAGAGGUGAUGGGACACUGCCUGGACCCAAACCUAUCAAAACCCCAGGUCUGGUAUCUGCAGAUGUACCCAGAGGUGACACACCAGGUGAAGGAGAUGGACAGAGACCUGUUGCAAUAAUCCCAGGAGGUACAGCUAGUGGCAUAGGGGGGACACCAAAACCAUCCAAAGUAUACAGACCUGAUGGGACUCUAGCCGGAGGCAUAAGUGGUGGGCCAGGUGGGGUUGAUGGAGUGGGAGGUGGUCCAGGAGGUGUUGUACUACGGCCUGGAGGACCAGGUUUGGUACCCGGAGCUGGUGGGCCUAGUGGGACUGGCGGAAUAGGAGCAGGAGCCCUUAAACCUGGAAAAAGCUAUGGUGUUGGCGGAGCUGGAGUUUUACCAGGUGGAGGUAUACAUUAUCCGACUGGAGCUGGAGUAGGACAAGCUAUAGGAAAACCAGGCAAAGCAUAUGGGACUCUUGGAGCAGGAGGCCUGGGUGGAGUUGGUCCUGGUGGCUUUGGUACUGGUCCAGGAGGUUAUGGUGCGGGGCCCGGAGGUUACAGGGCUGGUCCAGGUGGAUACGGUGUUGGACCUGGGGGUGCUGGAACCCUAGGAGUUGGAACUGGUCCUGGAGGUUUAGGCGGAGGUGUAGGAGCAGGCCCUGGUGGUUCAAGAUAUGGCACAAGUCCAGGACUGGGUCCCGGCGCUGGCAAACCACCAAAAAGUUAUGGAGGAGCUGGUGGUAUUGGGGCUAGACCUGGUGGACCAAGUGGAGUUGACUUUGGUCCAGCAGGUAUUGGUAGCUAUGGGCCUGGUGGUGGUAGUUACAGACCUGGUGGCACUGGACCAGGUGGAUAUGGGCCCAGCACUGCUGGGACAGGACUGGGUGGUGUCGGAACCAGGCCAGGUGGUUUUGGACCUGGUGGUAUCAGCACAGGACCAGGCAGCUAUGGACCUGGUGGAGCAGGGGCCAUUCCUGGAGUUUAUACCCCUGAAGGAGUGGGGCUAAGAAAACCACCCAAAUCAGGUACAGGGUUUGGACUGGGUGGAACAGGUACUGGACCCGGUACAUAUGGACCUGGUGGUUUUGGGCCUGGGGGUGUUGGACCAGGUGGUGCUGGCACAGGACCAGGGGGCUUUGGCCCAGGUGGUGCUGGCAUAGCAACAGGAGGCUUUGGACCGGGUGGUGCUGGCACAGGACCAGGCGGCUUCGUUCCAGGUGGUGUUGGCACAGGACCAGGCGGCUUUGGCCCAGGUGGUGCUGGCAUAGCAACAGGAGGCUUUGGUCCAGGUGGCGCUGGCACAGGACCAGGUGGCUUCGUUCCAGGUGGUGCUGGCAUAAAAACAGGGGGUUUCGGACCAGGUGGUGGUGGCACAGGACCAGGCGGCUAUGGGCCAGGUGGUGUGGGCACAGGACCAGGCGGCUUUGGGCCAGGUGGUGCUGGCAUAGCAACAGGAAGCUUCGGACCAGGUGGUGCUGGCACAGGACCAGGCGGCUUCGUUCCGGGUGGUGCUGGCACAGGACCAGGGGGUUUUGGGCCAGGUGGUGCUGGCAUAAAAACAGGGGGUUUCGGACCAGGUGGUGCUGGCACAGGACCAGGCGGCUUCGGACCAGGUGGUGCUGGCACAGGACCGGGCGGCUUUGUUCCAGGUGGUCCUGGCACAGGACCAGGCGGCUUCAUUCCAGGUGGUACUGGAACAGGACCAGGCAGCUUCGUUCCAGGUGGUGCUGGCACAGGACCAGGCGGCUUCAUUCCAGGUGGUGCUGGCAUAAAAACAGGGGGUUUCGGACCAGGUGGUGCUGGCACAGGACCAGGCGGCUUCAUUCCAGGUGGUGCUGGCAUAAAAACAGGGGGUUUCGGACCAGGUGGUGCUGGCACAGGACCAGGAGGCUUCAGACCAGGUGGUGCUGGCACAGGACCGGGCGGCUUUGUUCCAGGUGGUCCUGGCACAGGACCAGGCGGCUUCAUUCCAGGUGGUGCUGGCAUAAAAACAGGGGGUUUCGGACCAGGUGGCGCUGGCACGGGACCAGGCGGCUAUGGGCCAGGUGGCGCUGGCACGAGACCAGGCGGCUAUGGGCCAGGUGGCGCUGACCAGGCGGCUAUGGGCCAGGUGGCGCUGGCACGAGACCAGGCGGCUAUGGGCCAGGUGGCGCUGGCACGAGACCAGGCGGCUAUGGGCCAGGUGGCGCUGGCACGAGACCAGGCGGCUAUGGGCCAGGUGGCGCUGGCACGAGACCAGGCGGCUAUGGGCCAGGUGGCGCUGGCACGAGACCAGGCGGCUAUGGGCCAGGUGGCGCUGGCACGAGACCAGGCGGCUAUGGGCCAGGUGGCGCUGGCACGAGACCAGGCGGCUAUGGGCCAGGUGGCGCUGGCACGAGACCAGGCGGCUAUGGGCCAGGUGGCGCUGGCACGAGACCAGGCGGCUAUGGGCCAGGUGGCGCUGGCACGAGACCAGGCGGCUAUGGGCCAGGUGGCGCUGGCACGAGACCAGGCGGCUAUGGGUGGCGCUGGCACGAGACCAGGCGGCUAUGGGCCAGGUGGCGCUGGCACGAGACCAGGCGGCUAUGGGCCAGGUGGUGCUGGCACGGGAAUAGGUGGCUUCGGACAAGGGGGCCAAAAAAGAAAACCUGGUUAUGGAGGAGCCGGGUAUGGCCCAGGAGGAUUAGGAGGAGGUGGAGGAGCUGGUCCUGGAGGCUAUGGUCCAGCUGGAACUGGUGGUUUUGGACCGGGAGGUGCUGGAACUGGGCCAGGGGGGUUUGGACCUGGUGGCCAAACAAUUGGGAAGCCUCCUAAACCAGGUUAUGGAUCGGCAUUAGGUGGAAAUGGCUAUGGACCAGGUGGAGGCGUAGGAGGGAUUCCUGGUGCAGUAACAGGAGGCAUCAUUGGAGGUGGCACAGCAGGGGGUGCUGUUCCUGGUGGUGGAGGCUUUCCAGGAUAUACACCAACUGGGCAAAAAUCCAGUGCACAAAUUGCAGCCAAAUACGCAGCCAUGCAGGGCUUACUGGGUGGCACGGACUACAGAGGUGCUGGCUGUCAAGGUAAAUACUGUGGGCGAAGGAGGAAGUGAGAGACCAACAGACAGGAAGUGACCUCAAAAAAUCCAAAGUGGUGCUAUGGCUUGAUCUCUGAUUGUAAAUGACCGACCUGCCAAAGAUGCUAAAGCUUUGACACAUUCCACAUAUUACAUUUUCAUUCACUUAGACUUUAAACAAGGGUCUCUUUAAAAAGUAGCAGUGGUUCUCAGCCUGUUAGUCAUGAUUUGACUGUUCAGAAAUUUUAAAAUAUUCACCAUUUCACAAAGAGCACAAGUCAAGAUUCACUUCUGUACAUGUUGCAAUAGUCAUUUACAGUCCUAUGAAUCACCUUGUAACUCGCCAGGGAUCCUGACAACCAGGCUGAGAGCCACUGAAAUACAGGAUCAAGAUUACUGUUUAUUUUGUGAGACCACGCUGUGCUUUAAUUUACUUUUUGUGCAUUGUUGUUGUGUUGAACAUCACUUGUGUUACCAUGCAAGUAUCACCGUGAAUCUGCCGGGUGAAGACUGAUAACAAAAAUUUCCUCAGGGCAGGUCCUCCAGACUUGUCUGCAUGCUGACACAAUUUUAAAAAUAAUUCUCCAAGGCCACACUUUUAUCCAGUCAGACUAGAGUUUUUAUUAGAUGUUUGUUUCACUAAUUUGUGGCUUUUGGCUUUUAAAGUGCAAACACUUGAAUAAUCUAUGUACAGACAGUUGCUAUUUUGGGGAAAUGUAAAAAAAAGAAACAGAUUUUUCAUGGUGCAGUGUUUAAAGUGGUGUUUAUCUGAUCCUUGAAAAGCAGUCUGUUCAUCUUAACUGUGCUCAGGCAUCAACAAAUGUGGUGGCUGAAGGUCCUCAGCUGUUAACACUCCAUUUACAACACUUAAGGUACUGUUUUACAGCUACAUAAUACUAAUUAGUGUAGAAUCAUGGUUAAUUUGAGUGUUUUUGCAUUGUUAAAAGGAUUUAAAUUACAUCUAAGGAGCUUUCACUUCCGUGUUUUUCUUUUUUUAUGAUGUACCUCCUUCAACACUGUUGGGGAAUUGUUCACAUUUAUUAGUGUUUUUAAAUUAUGCUGAGAAAAAGCAGAAAUGUAGUCUUCAUUUCACAAAUUAGAGUAGAUUAAUUUCAGUAUAAAAUAUUUGAGCUACUUUGUGUGUGAGAGUUUUUACAGUUUUAACACUUGUUUACAGUGCUGUGCUUGGUUUUCUACAUUUUCCUCGAAUGUAUGCUCAGCCACUAUUGAAUCUCAUUUUGCAUUUGGGCUCACAUUUGUUUCUAUCAUGUAGCUCAAUGUGCUUUUAACAUCUGGGUUUUUUGUGUGGUCUAUGAAGAUAAUGGUGCAUUUUUGUACACUUCUGACAGUGCUCUCUAAAAUAAAGAAAUGACCAAUGACAACAGCAGCUAUUUUCUUGAAACACCUACAAUCACUGACGACUGUAUGUUACACACAGUGUAACUUUACUUAAGUAAAAGUAGCAAUACCACAGUGUAAA
Messenger RNA from Monopterus albus (swamp eel), 6844 nucleotides. RefSeq names its product elastin b (gene elnb). Bases 1 to 5400 code for a protein of 1799 amino acids. The record is from RefSeq and is a predicted model, not a curated record. The transcript is spliced from 43 exons. Lineage: Eukaryota; Metazoa; Chordata; Actinopteri; Synbranchiformes; Synbranchidae.